Molecule: messenger RNA, 1253 nt
Organism: Rhododendron vialii
Lineage: Eukaryota; Viridiplantae; Streptophyta; Magnoliopsida; Ericales; Ericaceae
Product: soluble inorganic pyrophosphatase 1
Exons: 9
Coding region: 247-894 (215 amino acids)
Biological process (GO): phosphate-containing compound metabolic process
Cellular component (GO): cytoplasm
Molecular function (GO): magnesium ion binding; inorganic diphosphate phosphatase activity
Source: RefSeq, a predicted model, not a curated record
AACUGGUUAAGAACUGAAAAAGCGGUUCCCUCUUGCUAGCACGCGGUGGUUGUGCACUCGUUGAAAAUAUAGCCCCUCUCCCUCUCUCUCUCUCUCUCUCUCUCUCUCUCUCUAUAGCAAUAAAUACCACUCCUACCAACAAAGCAAAAGAAAAACAGAGGAAAGAUCGGAUCUUUGUUGACUUUGCUGCUGCUGCUGCUGCUGGUUCUGCUUCAAUCGCUGCCUCUCUCUCUCUCUCUCCGAAACAUGAGCGAAGAAACAAAUACAAAUGAAGCUCCAGAACAAACACAAAGGCGGGCCCCCCGCUUGAAUGAGAGAAUCCUUUCAUCAUUGUCAAGGCGAUCGGUUGCUGCUCAUCCUUGGCACGAUCUUGAGAUUGGACCUGGAGCUCCUCAGAUUUUCAACUGUGUUGUUGAGAUAACUAAAGGAAGUAAAGUCAAAUAUGAACUGGACAAGAAAACGGGUCUGAUCAAGGUUGAUCGUGUGUUAUACUCAUCGGUGGUUUAUCCACAUAAUUAUGGCUUCAUUCCCCGAACUUUGUGUGAAGAUAAUGACCCAAUGGAUGUACUAGUUCUCAUGCAGGAACCUGUUCUUCCUGGUUGUUUCCUUCGUGCCAGGGCCAUUGGACUGAUGCCUAUGAUUGAUCAGGGAGAGAAGGAUGAUAAAAUCAUUGCAGUUUGUGCUGAUGAUCCAGAGUAUCGCCACUACACUGACAUCAAAGAGCUUGCCCCUCAUCGACUAGCUGAGAUCCGUCGUUUUUUUGAAGAUUACAAGAAGAACGAGAACAAAGAGGUUGCAGUUAAUGACUUUCUACCUUCAACUACUGCUCAUGAAGCUAUCCAGCAUUCCAUGGACCUAUAUGCUGAGUACGUCUUACAUUCAUUGAGGAGAUAAGCGGACUGGAGAUGUUCUUGAUAAUCUGCUAUUAAGUGGUACUCUUGGGGAAAAAGGAGUUGCAUCCCAGAUGAAUUUCCAUGACUGCUGCUUUUUUGGUUAAAUAAUCCUAUGGAAGAACGAAUUCCUUAUGUUUCAUGUGUUGGGUGUUUCAAACUAAAUUUGAUCAUGUUCAACUCAGUGCUACUUGUCAUUAUUGAGUUUUUUUUUUAAUCCGCAUUAUUGAGUUAGUUUUGUUUAGUCUUUUCUGCUAUACUCAUCAUGCUGAUCCCUGGCGUUGGAGUCCAGACAGGGAGAGGUCCAGGUGGGCUUCCCAUCUCCAAACCUCUUAAAUUUAUUGAACAGCAGUUGUUAAAAUA